Puntigrus tetrazona (Sumatra barb) is the source of this 2026-nucleotide messenger RNA. It is a transcript of the gene eif2a, whose product is annotated as eukaryotic translation initiation factor 2A. Lineage: Eukaryota; Metazoa; Chordata; Actinopteri; Cypriniformes; Cyprinidae. The transcript has 14 exons. Gene Ontology annotation, cellular component: cytosolic small ribosomal subunit. The record is from RefSeq and is a predicted model, not a curated record. Gene Ontology annotation, molecular function: translation initiation factor activity; protein binding; tRNA binding. The coding region runs from base 60 to 1802 and encodes 580 amino acids. Gene Ontology annotation, biological process: translational initiation.
UAUAGUGACGUCUGCGCGGAAUCCUGUGACGUGGCACGUUGUUGUACUUCCGUUUCAAAAUGGCGCCCCCCACCCCUCAUUUAGCAGUCAGAGGAUCAGAAGGCACGGUUCUGCUGCAAGGACCUCCGAGCUGUCAGGAGAGCUCUGCCUUUCAGAAAGACGAACGGCAAGGCAGAUACAUAUCGUUCAGCCACGACGGCUCCCUGUUUGGCUGGUGCAACGGCUCACAGGUCAGUGUGAUCGAGGUUUCCACCGGAGAUCUGGUGAAGUCCUUCGAUUUGCCCAAAACAUCUGCGCUGGAGUUCUCGCCUCUGAACAGAGUCCUGGCCACCUGGCAGCAAUAUACCAAAACGCAGGAUAACCCUCAAGGAGACGCCAACCUGCAGCUGUGGGACCUGCAGACGGGUGCCUGCAUUAAAGCGUUUUAUCAAAAGAAGGUCGCAGGAUGGUGUCCGAGCUGGGCGGAUGAUGAAAGUAUUACUGUUAGAAAUGUCAAUAAUGAACUCCACUUCUUCGAGAACAACAACUUCGAAACCAUCGCCAACAAGCUUCACCUUCAGAAGGUGUCUGAGUUCUCUCUGUCUCCUGGAUCGCAGCCGAGCAAGGUCGCCGUUUAUGUUCCUGGAAGCAAAGGAGCGCCGUCUUUUGUUCGACUGUAUCAGUAUCCUAAUUUCGGAGGUCCGACGUCUGCUCUGGCAAACAAAAGCUUUUUCAAAGCGGACAAAGUGGCCAUGUUGUGGAACAAAAAAGCCUCUGCGGUUCUGGUGACCGCCAGCACAGAGGUGGAUAAAACGGGAGCCUCUUACUACGGAGAGCAGACGUUACAUUACGUUCCCACCAAUGGAGAAAGCGCAGUAGUUCAGCUGCCAAAGAACGGCCCCAUAUACGACGUGUCCUGGAACCCCAACUCUUCAGAGUUCUGUGUGGUUUAUGGUUUCAUGCCCGCCAAGGCGACCGUGUUCAACCUCAAAUGCGAGUCCGUGUUCGACUUCGGCACGGGCCCCAGAAACGCGGCUUUCUACAGCCCCCAGGGCCACAUCCUGGUCCUGGCAGGCUUCGGGAACCUGCGAGGGCAGAUGGAGGUCUGGGACGUGAAGAAGUACAAGCAGGUGUCGAAACCCCAGGCCGAAGACACCACGCAUUUCUCCUGGUGUCCCGACGGGGAGCACAUAGUGACGGCCACCUGCUCCCCGAGGCUCCGGGUCAGCAACGGAUACAAGAUCUGGCAUUACACCGGGGCCGUGCUGUACAAGCACGAGACGCCCUCCAACAAAGAGCUGUGGGAGGUUUUGUGGCAGCCCUUCCCGCCUGGAGCCUUCCCGGAGAAGCCUGUCAAAUACCAGGCGUCUCCGAGCGAACUCGGCAGCACUGAAGCCAAGCCGGCGCAGGCGUACCGUCCGCCCGCCCUCCGCAACAAACCCCAGAGCGCCAGCUCCAAACUACAUGAAGAAGAGCCGCCGCAGAACAUGAAGCCUGGUGCUGCAGGAGAGAAGCAAAUGUCGAAAGCUGCUUUGAAAAACCAGAAAAAGCGAGAAGCGAAGAAAGCAGCCAAGCAGGAAAACAAGACAGACGAAGCCCCGCCUCCAGCCGCAGACUCCGCCCCCAUCAGUCACGUGACUUCUAGCUGUGGAGACCCCGAAACCGACAAAAAGAUCAAGAAUUUGAAAAAGAAACUCAAAGCCAUCGAUGAACUCAAGGAGCAGCAGGCGGCCGGGAAAGUCAUGCAAAAAAAUCAGCUUGAGAAAAUGCAGAAAGAGGCCCAGCUGUUGAAAGAGCUCGAAGACCUCGAAUUAGGAUUGUGAACUCACUUCUACAUCAGUUUUCAAGCCUUGCUUUGUCAUGUUGUCGUGAAUAUGUCUUUUUUUUCACAAACUCAUGAUCAAUAAACAAGAGCCUGUUUUGCUUCUUUGAACGCGGCUGAUAUAAUAAGUACUAAAUCCUCAAAAGCAAUAUCGCGACGCGAUGUGACGUCCAGCACAAGAGAACAACGUCCACGAAAUACGAAAUAAAUGUGUUGAAAUUCAAA